Molecule: messenger RNA, 2515 nt
Organism: Ostrinia furnacalis (Asian corn borer)
Lineage: Eukaryota; Metazoa; Arthropoda; Insecta; Lepidoptera; Crambidae
Exons: 15
Coding region: 1-1953 (650 amino acids)
Source: RefSeq, a predicted model, not a curated record
AUGUGGCUGCAGGUCGUUUUGUUGGGGCUAUUUUUCCCGUCGGCCAUUUUAGGGUUAGAUCAAAGGGCGGUGGAGUUUUCUGUGGACUACUUCAGACACAGAAAUGCCAAAUUUGUUUGCUUGCUUACGUGUGGGGACGAUACUUGGAAUCGCAAUUUCGUGAAACUAGCUGCAAAACAUCACGCCAGGGUGUCCGUCAGUAAGAUUGACCAGUCAAUAAGUAAACUUUCUUUGGGCUCAUGUCUACAGCAAAAAUUUUUCUCUGUCGGAGUGUUGGUCGACCCCACAUGUCCCAAGUUUAAACAGGUCAUGGAUUAUGCAUCACAGAAUGCGUUAUUAGACUCAAGACACCAAUGGUUGAUUAUUAAUACUGACGAUAAUUAUACAGUAAUAAAUAAUGACUAUGCUAAGAAUUGGACAAGCAGCAAUGUAAGAACUAUGUUGGAUAUUAUCGGGAACCUUAAUAUCAGUGUGGACACUGAUAUAACCCUGACUAUACAAGGUGUUAACAGUUUUGAGAUCUUCGAAUUAUUUAAUUACGGUAAAAUACAAGGUGGUGAUUUAAAUAUUAUAAAAGCUGGAUCAUGGUCAGCUGAGAAUGGUAUAAUGACAAACUUAAACGAGUAUAAAUAUUACCGAAGAUGGAAUUUCCACCAUUGGCCCCUGCGAUUCAUAGUCGUCGUGGCAAAACCAGAACAGUUCGAUUUAGAUCGACUACUGCUUGCUGAUAGGCGACAAACGCCGGGUGUCGCCACUAUGCUUAAGACUGGCACGAUCAUACUCAAUGUCUUAGCCGAAAUACAUAAUAUAAGUUUCAACUAUUCAAUAGCAGAUAGAUGGAUUGGUGAAUUUAAUGAAAAAAACAUAUCAAAGAUGGCGGCUGCAACCUCUUUAUACAAUAAACAUCAAGACCUAACACCUAUUCUUCGUUGGGAAAAUGUCAUAGAUAAAGUAGACUUAGUGCAUCCACCAGUGACCUCCAUUGAGACCAGAUACUUCUACCGCAUCCCAACUUACGGUGCUGGAAAAUUCGAGAAUCAGUUCUUGAGGCCACUCAGCUAUGGCUCAUGGAUAUCAGUAGUAAUUGUGAUAACACUAUGCGCGUGCGUUUUGCUGAUAUCAGCUAAACUGGAGAGGCGACGAUCAGCGGGGCAGUACGCCAUCUUCUCUGUACUGGCUUCAAUGUGCCAGCAAUUUUUUGAAGAUAAUACCAGUUUUACACCAAGAGUAUCCGCUGCUCGCCAACUAACAAUUUUUGUGACUGGCAUCUCCUGUGUCUUGAUCUACAACUACUACACGAGCAGCGUGGUCAGCUGGCUGCUGAACGGACCUCCUCCUUCCAUCAACUCCUUGCAAGAACUGCUGGAAAGCCCCCUGGAACUGAUAUUCGAGGACAUAGGGUAUACCAGGUCUUGGUUGCAGAAAAAAUCCUACUACUAUAAUAUAAGAAAUAUAGAAAUCGAAGACGAGCUUCGAAAGAAGAAGGUUUUCAAUAAGAAACCUAAUGCACCACUACUAGUACCCGUCGAAGAAGGAAUAAAACUGGUCAAAGCUGGAGGAUAUGCCUACCACACUGACACCAACAACGCCAAUAGGCUGAUAUCGCAGACGUUCACACAAAGCGAGCUGUGUGAACUCGGCUCUUUGCAAUCCAUGGCGAAGGCGGAACUGUAUCCAGCCUUGCAAAGGAACAGCCCUUACAAGGAGUUCUUUGUUUGGGGUUCCAUACGUCUCUACGAGCGUGGCAUAGUAAAGUUUGUCCAGCGCCGCAUCUCGUCGCCUGCUGUGGAGUGCGAGGGUAGCUCACCGAGGGCUCUGGCUUUGGGAGGGGCCGCUCCUGCCUUCCUACUGUUAGCUGCUGGGUACCUGCUGGCCACGGUUAUUAUGCUGGUGGAGAGGGCAAUCUGGCGACGCAAAUACAAAUCUAAAGUUGUUUUGAAGCUGAAAAUGUAGAAAUUUAAUGAUAUUACCAAGAAAAAGUAGGUUCCCACUUCCACAGCGCAAGUUUCUUAGUUACUUUGCAUAAUGAAGUAAGUAGUGAUUGCUUCAAAGACCUCACGCUUCUUUGCCUCUGUUAAUAUUUAUUAAAAAUAUGCUUUAUGAAGCUUUUGAACUGACUUUUAUAUUUGCCUUUUCAUGAUGUAAACUAAAUUACAGAUUGUAAAAGACAGGUACACAUAACUUUUAUACAAAGAGUUCUGAUUAUCACCAUCAAAGGAUAAUAUUACGAUGAUCACGCAAAAUAACUACAAAGACAACCAGUGUGAUUGUAGAAGGUUCGUGUAAUUUUACAAAAAAAUGUAUGUUACAUAAUCUGAUGGGCUGUAGACUGUAAAUAUUUAGGUACCAAUGUUUAACUAAGAUCUGAGAAUAAUUUAUGAUUCAUUGUUAAACCUUGUGCGAAUGAAAAGUUAUGACUACUUUUCGAAUCAAAGCCUGUCUAGCAUUUAUUUUGCAAUAAUUAUUUCCUCCUAUACUUGUACCUAACUACUCCUGUUUUCACAAAUAAAGUAAA